UUAUUCAUCGUACACAGAGAAAACUGUGUGCUUACAGGAAUGUGUUGAGACGCCUAUAAUAUUCCUCUUUUCCUAUCUUUAUGCAACAAGGAAAAGACGCUAGGAUUGUUUUUAUCGUAAAUUAUUAAUAAGCCUGAAGAGUAGUACGAUGUAUGCAGGUAUUCAUGUACCUAUACUUACAGAGUGUAUGCAGGUAUUCAUGUACCUAUACUUAUAGAGUGGAUGCCUUUGGGAUAUAAAUGCUGGAGGUAAAUAGAACUGCUGUACUUCAUCACAGACGUUCAGCCAAAGAGAGUCCUUGUGGAAGAUAACAAUGCGACUGCUGUUUGGUUUAGUUGUCUUUGUACUGUGGCAGCACACAGACUGCUUGACUAGGACAACGAAACUAUUAACCCUCAACACUUUCUUGAUCAACAUCCAAACGGAAUAUCAGAAGAGAGCCGAACACAUCGCAAACAAUAUCGGAUCUACGCAGGCGGACAUAAUAUGUUUGCAGGAGGUUUGGGAUGAUAAAGAUGUUCUUGCUAUAGUGAAAGCAAAUCAAGAAAAGUAUCCUUACACAUUGAGUGGACUACACAACGAAACACAAGAGUUGCUGCAGUCGUCAAAGACAAAUCGACCACGUUGUUUGGAAUUAGGAGUUUUAGUAAUGGCUAUAAGGACAGUAGCUAACGGAUGCUUGGGAGAGGAGGGUGAUGCCGCAAGGUUGAAAUGCCUCAUGGAAAAGGCCGGCUAUUUAGACUUGUCUCGUCAAUGUAUUGCCUGCCUUACCUUCUCUGGUUUUGAUAUUGGUUCUUUGCUGAAAAAUUGUCUCUUCUCCAACAUACAGACAAACCUACCGGGUUUACUAGUACUUAGUAAGAGGAAACUGCUCAAUCCUUCAAUGACGUAUUUUCGACAAGAGAAGACCCUUUUCAAUCGAGGGUACAUUUCAUUCGAGGUUGACCAGGUUGGAGAUAUCAGGUGCACACACCAAACAAGUGAUUCACUGGGCGAUUAUUACGAUGGAAAUUUGAGAACAGUAUAUGGAAGCUGGGAAGACCAACAUUUUGAUGAAACUAAAACUCUGAUCAGCAGUUUUCCAAAUGACAAAAUACGAUCGAUAAUAAUGGGUGAUGUGAACACAGGUCCAUUUCUGCCAAUCCAGACUGAACUUCAGGGCUACUUUAUAGAUUCAUACAAAUACUACAAAAGUCAGAUGUUCAUGCCCACUUUCGAAACGACAUGCACUUAUUGUUUGGAAAAUCCUCUAGCAAUGGAUAUUGACAGCGGAUCAAUCAUUGACCAAGUUUUGGUUCGAACGCCAGAGGGUGAUAUUGCAACAUACAAAACAAUGAGGGUGUUCGAUAAUCUGAUUCCAGGGGAAACUGUUCCUGCCUCAGAUCAUUACGCCGUUGAGUUGUUAAUAGAGACACCGUCACACUGAUCAUUAGCUAACAGCUGUUAUAUAUCAUGUUGACGAUUAAUAUGCAAGAAAGAAACAAAUACCUUUUUGAAAGAAA
Molecule: messenger RNA, 1502 nt
Organism: Ostrea edulis (European flat oyster)
Lineage: Eukaryota; Metazoa; Mollusca; Bivalvia; Ostreida; Ostreidae
Exons: 9
Coding region: 314-1426 (370 amino acids)
Molecular function (GO): catalytic activity
Source: RefSeq, a predicted model, not a curated record